Molecule: messenger RNA, 863 nt
Organism: Beta vulgaris subsp. vulgaris (sugar beet)
Lineage: Eukaryota; Viridiplantae; Streptophyta; Magnoliopsida; Caryophyllales; Amaranthaceae
Product: flowering-promoting factor 1-like protein 3
Exons: 1
Coding region: 204-524 (106 amino acids)
Biological process (GO): regulation of flower development
Source: RefSeq, a predicted model, not a curated record
AGCAAUUUAUCAUCUUACCCAAACAUGCCCAUUUCGUUCCGCAACGGCCCACACAUUCUAUCUCCAAAUUUGGCUCUAUAUAAAGUGCCCAUGCAUGCUCCUCUUUCAUCAACCAUAAAAGUUUCCAGCUGUGCUAAGCGCUAAGUGCUAGUCUAACCCACAAAUUCUGUCUCUUUCUAGUUUCUCCUCUACCUUGACUAACAAUGUCCGGGGUGUGGGUGUUCAAGAAUGGUGUCGUCCGUCUCGUCGAAAAUCCGGCCGCGGAGUCGAUGGAGAGAGGGCAACGAAAGGUGCUAGUCCAUAUCUCUACUAAUGAAGUCAUCACUAAUUAUGACGUGCUCGAGAGAAAGCUGAUGGCCUUAGGUUGGGAGCGUUAUUACGAUGAUCCUAAUCUUCUUCAGUUCCACAAACGCUCCACUGUUCACUUGAUUUCUUUGCCAAGGGAUUUCCGCAAAUUCAAGUCCAUGCAUAUGUAUGAUAUUGUCGUCAAGAACCGUAACAUGUUUGAAGUUAGGGAAAAUUAGUUGCUUACUUGAAUAACUUUCUUGACCUUUUUAAUUCAUAUAAGUCCCUCUUUUCAUUUAUUUUCUUAAAUUUGGAGGGUGGUUAUUUUUCUGAAGUUUGCGUGAGUGUUUGGAUUGCUGGUUUGUAUUGUGCUUAAUUAAUUAGGUUAGGGAGGCUUUCGCGUUAUCAUUGUUGUGGAUAGUUAACUAUGUAUAGAGUGAUUCUGGUUUGGAACUCGGCAGAUUUUGUGUGAAACAUUGAUUUACUCUUUUGAGUAAUCCCUUGACUUCUACAAUUUUUUCAUGCUGUGCUUUAAAUAUAAUAUCAUCCAGUAUUAUAUCAAAAGAAAAUAUCUUCAA